This is a messenger RNA of Sporothrix schenckii 1099-18, 1731 nucleotides long. RefSeq names its product U3 small nucleolar RNA-associated protein 15. Bases 1 to 1731 code for a protein of 576 amino acids. NCBI's taxonomy places the organism in Eukaryota, Fungi, Ascomycota, Sordariomycetes, Ophiostomatales, Ophiostomataceae. The record is from RefSeq and is a predicted model, not a curated record. The transcript has a single exon. Gene Ontology annotation, cellular component: nucleolus. Gene Ontology annotation, biological process: positive regulation of transcription by RNA polymerase I; rRNA processing. Gene Ontology annotation, molecular function: protein binding.
AUGGCGGCCGAGGUCGUCCCAUUGCAGACGCUGAAGCUGGCCCAAGGGCCAGCGGCCAUGACGGCCGAGCAGCGCUACUGGAAGUCGUUCAAGAACCAAAAGUCGCACACGUCCACGGCCUCAUGGGGCGUCACACACAUUGGCUUUCCGGCCACAGCGGCUUUGUACGGCGGUGGGGCCACGGCCGUUGCCAGCGCGACGACGACGGCAGCCACGAAGCAAAACGACCUGUUUGCUGUCACGGCCGGUCCCCGCGUCGACAUUUACAGCAUCCGCAAGCGGGAGCUGAUCAAGACGAUUGGCCGGUUCGAGUCGGUGGCGCGCAGCGGCGAGAUCCGGCCCGACGGGCGUGUGCUGGUGGCGGGCGACGACUCGGGCAAGAUGCAGGUGUUUGACGUGGCCGGCGGCUCGCGGCCUGUGAUUCUCAAGACGUGGCACACGCACAAGCAGCCGACGUGGGUCACGCGCUGGUCGCCCACGGACCUCACGACCGUCAUGAGCGCGAGCGACGACAAGACCGUGCGCCUCUGGAGCCUGCCGCUGGCAGACCCCGUGCGCACCUUUGUCGGCCACCAGGACUACGUGCGCGCCGGCGCCUUUAUGCCCGGCGGCGGCGCCGGCAGCGCGGGCGCCGGCAGCAGCAGCAGCAACAACCACAUGAUGGUGACGGGCUCGUACGAUGCCACGGUGCGCCUCUGGGAUGCGCGUGCGCCGGGCGGCGCCGUGCUGACGUUCAAGCACGCGGCGCCCGUCGAGGCCGUCCUGCCCAUGCCUUCGGGUACGGCCAUCCUGGCGGCGUCUGACAAUACGGUGUCGGUGCUCGACGUGGUGGCGGCGCGGCCGCUGACGCUGCUGACGGCGCACCAAAAGACGGUGACGUCGCUGUGCCUGGCGUCGCACGGCGAGCGCGUCGUGUCGGGCGGCCUAGACGGCCACGUCAAGGUGUUUGAGACGGGCUCGUGGAACGUGGUGGCCAGCGCCAAGUACCCGUCGCCCGUGCUCAGCGUGUCGGUGAUCGCUGCAGGCGCCGGCGGCGACGACCGGCACCUGGCGGUCGGCAUGGUGUCGGGCGUGCUGAGCAUCCGCACGCGGCUGACGGGCCCGGCGGCCGAGCGCGAGAAGGACAAGAAGAAGGAGCGGGCCGCGCGCGACGCCGGCACCCUGGACAAGUACGAUGCCGCCAAGGCCAAGCGCAAGCAGCAAGCCGAGGCGCACGCGCGCAUCGACGCCGCGGGCGGCGACGCGGCUGAUUUUGUCAUUGACGGGUCCGGCAUAGGCAGCGGCAGCGGCAACGGCAACAACAACAAGCGCCGGCGCCGCGAGCCGCCAUGGCAGCGUGACCUGCGGCACCAGCGGUUUGGCGCCGCCCUCGACGCCGUACUGGACCCCAACUCACCCAACUAUGGCCCGCUCAACACGCUGACGCUGCUGACCGCCCUGCGGCACCGGAGUGCCCUGCGCGAUGCGCUGGAGAACCGCGACGAGGUGACGGUGCAGCCGAUUCUGCAGUGGGUCUGCCGGCACAUUGUGGACCCGCGGUUUACGCCCAUGUGUACGGACGUUGGCAUGCACCUCUUGGACCUCUAUGCCGAGUACGUGGCUGCGUCGGCCGAGCUGGACGCCGGCUUCCAGCUGCUGUGGAAGCGCGUGCGUCGCGAGGUCGAGCAGGCGCAGCUGGCGUGCCAGACGAGCGGCAUGGUGGAGAGCCUCAUGAUGAGCGCCAUGGCAUAG